Molecule: messenger RNA, 1537 nt
Organism: Daphnia magna
Lineage: Eukaryota; Metazoa; Arthropoda; Branchiopoda; Diplostraca; Daphniidae
Exons: 7
Coding region: 859-1410 (183 amino acids)
Biological process (GO): regulation of DNA-templated transcription
Molecular function (GO): DNA binding; DNA-binding transcription factor activity
Source: RefSeq, a predicted model, not a curated record
GACGGGGGGAGAGGAUAGGUAGACCUACAGUAGGACUGUAGGAGGGAAAAGGUUGAAACGACAUACGUAAACAAACAACUUGUAUACGUUCAUUUUGCCCCGAAUAAUUGCAACGACCUAACAUGUGACAAAAACCUAGAUAAUGUGCACCAAAGUGCAUCAGACUUUUUACCCAGUGAAGAAGGGUCAUUCGUCAUUCGUCAUUCGUCCUUCGCCCUUCAACUCUUACUUUCGUUCCAUCCCAAUUGGGUUUGAAUUUAAAAGAACGUAGCAGGGAAGCUCGAAUGAGCCGUGUCGAUCAUCAGGAUGUGGCAACAAGAAUUACGCGUAUAUAAUUGGGAACUGCAGUCUUUCUUCAAUUUGGCAUUGAAUCCUAGAGAAACAAGAUCUCAUUCGUUAGUUCCUGCAUGAUCUGAAAAGAGCAAGUAAACCGAAAGAAUAGUCGCUUGGCGGGCCUUCUGUUCAGCACACCAAGAAGCUGAAAGUGAUCGUCAUUGCGUGUUAGGUGGUAGAAUGUGAAACUCUUUUAUCCACAUCGAAGAAUAUCUUGGCUGCGAUGUGAAUGCGAAAUGCUCGGCGGAAAGUCACAAAAUUUGCGUGUAAAAUGUUGUUGCAACCCUAUCAAGUCACGCUGAAAUACCCGAGCAUAGGAUUUCCUGUUCUUCAUAGAGCAACCGUUCGCGAAAUUGUGAACCGGUAUUGAACAUACGCAAAAAAGAGGUUUGGGGUUUCUGAGUUUAACUGUCGUGACUUGCACUAGCCCUUUCAAACCGGAUCGAUGAAAAGGCAUUUGCCAAUCGCAGUGUGGUUCGUGUUUUCACAGGAUGUACUUGCAGUUAGCGAGAAUUCCUCUCAGAAAUGACAUCUUGUUAUAAAGACUGUGACUCGAUCGUAGGAGCUCGUCUAAAAAUUCUUCAAGAGCCACAACCGAUUUACAGUUUUCUUUACGAAAGUGAAGUGAGAAAAGAUCACGCAUAUCUUUACGCCGAUCCUGCCGCAGACAAGAAUUGGAUACAUGUACAGUUAAAACAUUGGCGAGGAGAAGAGGAGGUCAGCGUCAGGUGUUCUCUCGUCAGUGACAGCCCCGAACGUAAGCCCCACUUCCAUCGACUGGCAAAGAAAAUUGGCAGUCAAAUUCAAAUCAACGAAUACCAAGAAGGAGAGGUGUUGAAAAUGAACGAUUGCCUUAUUGCCAAAUUUCCCAAAUUGUCGAUCGUCCGCACAAAAAUACCAAAUAAUGGCGACCGUGAGGUGAUUAAAAAGAUGUGGCAAAUGCGCGAUAUAGUCAGACUCAAGUUCGAGGCGUUUUUUCUUGUAAACGGGAACGCUCAGCAGGAAAUCUGCAAUCCCGUGUAUUCACAGCCCAUUCACCCUCCAGUGAUCUAUAGUUCUAUACAAAACAGCCUGUGAACUAUUAAAUGACACCAAUAAUUUAUUUGUACUGCAGCAGAAAAGCGACCAAUUAAGGCAAUGUUUUGAUGUAGAAAACGAAACGUCCUCGUUCUUAAUGUAACAAUAAAAUAUUUCUGCAAAUCAA